Molecule: messenger RNA, 2328 nt
Organism: Cylas formicarius (sweet potato weevil)
Lineage: Eukaryota; Metazoa; Arthropoda; Insecta; Coleoptera; Brentidae
Exons: 7
Coding region: 468-1757 (429 amino acids)
Biological process (GO): regulation of AMPA receptor activity; neurotransmitter receptor transport, postsynaptic endosome to lysosome; neurotransmitter receptor internalization
Cellular component (GO): AMPA glutamate receptor complex; postsynaptic density membrane
Molecular function (GO): voltage-gated calcium channel activity; channel regulator activity
Source: RefSeq, a predicted model, not a curated record
CACUCCUGAACGCUGCCGCGAGUACGUCGGACGUCCGAACGAACCCGACGUUUCGGUUCGGACAUCGCGGAUUGUUUGGGUUGCGCGUAUUUUGCGACGUUUCGGUGCCGAUCGUGCGACUUCAGAAACUACGACGCAUCUACAGAUAAACGACAUGCGGACGGCAGGAUCGCCGGACUCGAAACCGUUCAACUCGAUCGUCGUUUCCGGCCGACACUAAUUAAUAAAUAAAUAAACAAAUUUCGUUUUAAAAUGAAACCAUUAAAAACGUACUGAAUUGCGAGCGGCCGACGACGUCACAGUUAUCAUUUAUUUGGGACGGGUAAACAUUAUCCGAGUAAAAAUUCAACAAAAUUAUGUAAACACGAACGUUUAAAUCAAACAAAAUGUCAGAAUUUGGCGAAUUUAUCCGGAAAGCGAAUUUAAGGCCUUUUCAACUUAUGCUAAUAUAAAAUAUAUGCCUAAAUAUGUUACGUCAGGUCUCCCGGCAGGCAGGGUCGGACUCGCACGAAUUCAGUCUCGGCCCUUUGGAAGCCACGUUGAGUUUUUUGUGGUUUUUCGUGCCCCUGAUGUCGACCGUAUCGUUGACUAGUGUUACCGUGUCCAUCAGCACCAAUCACUGGCUCCACACUACCGAAAAAAUGACCAAUCCCGCAUACAAUGGUACGGGAGACUCCGACAAGGAGUAUCUGCUGAAGAUGACCAUCUCCGGCUUGUGGAUCUACUGCUUCACUAACCCCGGGGAGACCAUGUACCAGUGCAACAAGAUCGACUACUUCUCCAAGGAGCAAUAUAGUCCGGAUCCCAGCGACUCGACUUUGGCCAUACCAUAUACGGUGACCAAAUCCGCAGCGUUCCUAUUGGCCGGUGGUUUCGUCCUGUUACCGGCGUAUCUAUUCGCCAUUUUGGGACAGUGCAUCCGAAAUAGACGAACGUACACUUUCCUAUCGGGAAUUCUGUUCAUCCUCACUGGGUUGUUCAUGCUACUGGGACUGGUCAUGUACAUUUCCGUAUUCAAGGCCGAGACGGGUAGUAAGCUCCGGCCCCAGUCCCAAAUAAGACCACCCCUAUACGAGUACCACUAUGGGUACUCUUUCCUCAUGUACUUGAUCGGCCUGAUAGCGACCCAAAUAUCGGGCGUCGGCUGUGUUUUUUUAUUUAUAUACAGGUUACAAUACGAGUGGAAAAGGAAGCAACUAGAAGAGGUCAAGAGAGGCAAAAGACUGCCGUCAGUGCUCAACAUCAACCAAUUGGACCGCACAGUCUAUUAUCCUUGCAGAAGGCACCCUUACGCUUACGUAAAUUCAAAUAGCGUUAUACACUAUCCGCCUACGAGUCCCGCGCAAAAGCGGUAUUACUUUAGCAAAGAACCGACACAGGAAUCGCCGUGCUCUGUGCAUCGAAUGCGGUCUCAAUCAAACUCGCUCAAGGAUGUUUCGACUUUCUACGAUUUUCCACCUCCACCCACAAUAUCCUACCAGUUCGAUGAGCAUUUCGGAACCCGCGAACAUACCCUUCCCCGUGACGUCACCCUCAACACGGUUAACACGGUGUCCACUACUGCUGACGUCAAUUGCGACGAGCUCAACGAGCCUUACUUUGACGACUACUCGCCCAGCAUACAACACGAAUUCGUUACGUUCGAUCUGGACCAGCCUUUACCCAUCAGGGCUCAAAGUGUAGUUAGUAUAAGUUCGCGGAACGGAACCAGAAAAAAUUACGAGAGUGAUUCGUUGCGGAGGACUACCCCGGUCUAGAUGGUUUUUAGGUUAGGUUGAGUCGGAGACGAUGUUCAAAGAAUAGUGACGCGGUUAUCUAAAAUACUAAGACGUUUUUGGAUACCUAUCGCACGGUUGAUUCUCCGACGUAUCAAGAAGUCCGCGACAUGAGUACUUUUUUAUAUUAUCUACACCACCAAAUCCGUAAAUGUAUAAUAAAAGUAUAAGCGUUAAGGGAUCCUGUCACCAUGUGCCACAAAUAGAUUACUCAUUGUAAAUUACCAGUUUUCAAAAUACUUGCGAUUUUUGCUGUGCAAGAAUGACACCAACAUAUCCAACAAAUAAUAUAACGGAUUAGGGGAAUUUUCAACAGGUGGCGUCACCUACCGGCAAGUGACUAAACACUCGGUUUACAUUCUCCAAACCCAGAGAACCCACUCAAAUUGUAGCACGCCAGCUGUUGCUAUAUUGGCCUUACCAUAAAAUUUAUGCAAUCUGUUUUCAUGAGAAGAAACAGUUGCGCCUGUUUCGGUUUUUGUUUCGUAACCCACGGUAGUCGAGUAUUCGUUGUUUAAACCUUAUAAUAUGCUAUGGUCCUUUAAUUGUUGAU